GGAAGUUGUGGCCACGCCGUGUCAACCCGGGGGUUGCGGGCAGACAGUGCGGCUGCGACCGCGACCAUGGGCGGCAAGAACAAGCAGCGGACCAAGGGUAACCUGCGGCCUUCAAACAGUGGCCGAGCCGCAGAACUCCUUGCCAAAGAACAGGGAACGGUUCCCGGAUUUAUUGGUUUUGGAACAUCUCAGAGUGACCUAGGCUAUGUUCCUGCUAUUCAAGGCGCUGAAGAAAUCGACAGUCUUGUAGAUUCUGAUUUCCGAAUGGUGCUGCGGAAACUUUCUAAGAAAGACGUCACAACAAAAUUAAAAGCUAUGCAGGAAUUUGGAGCCAUGUGUACAGAGAGAGAUACAGAAAUUGUAAAAGGAGUUCUUCCAUAUUGGCCAAGAAUUUUCUGCAAAAUUUCACUUGAUCAUGACCGCCGGGUUCGAGAGGCCACACAGCAAGCUUUUGAAAAACUUAUCCUUAAAGUAAAGAAACACUUGGCUCCCUAUUUAAAAAGUUUAAUGGGAUAUUGGCUAAUGGCUCAGUGUGAUACUUAUACACCAGCUGCAUUUGCAGCAAAAGAUGCAUUUGAAGCAGCUUUCCCUCCGAGCAAACAACCUGAAGCCAUAGCAUUUUGUAAGGAUGAAAUUACAAGUGUGCUGCAGGAUCAUCUUAUAAAAGAAACACCUGAUACACUCAGUGACCCACAAACUGUUCCAGAGGAAGAAAGAGAAGCCAAAUUCUAUCGGGUUGUAACUUGUUCCUUAUUGGCAUUAAAGAAAUUGCUUUGCGUCUUACCUGAUAGUGAGCUCGAUUCUUUGGAGGAGAAAUUUAAGUCUCUUUUAUCACAGAAUAAGUUUUGGAAGUAUGGAAAACACAGUGUACCACAGAUCCGCUCAGCUUAUUUUGAGUUGGUUUCUGCUUUAUGCCAGCGCAUUCCACAGUUGAUGAAGGAGGAAGCAUCCAAAGUGAGCCCAUCGGUUCUUCUUAGCAUUGGUGACAGUGACCCCGUUGUCUGCCCAGCUCUCUGGGAAGCUGUACUCUAUACGGUUACAACUAUUGAGGACUGUUGGCUUCAUGUAAAUGCAAAAAAAAGUGUGUUUCCCAAGCUGUCAGCCAUGGUUCGUGAAGGUGGUCGGGGUCUAGCUACUGUCAUUUAUCCUUAUCUUCUGCCAUUUAUCAGCAAACUCCCUCAGUCCAUUACAGAUCCAAAGAUGGAUUUCUUCAAAAAUUUCCUCACCUCUCUAGCUGCAGGGCUGUCAUCAGAAAGAAUGAAAACCAGCUUUUCAGAGUGUUCAGCAGUAAUAUCUGCCUUUUUUGAAUGCUUACGUUUUAUAAUGCAGCAAAAUUUAGGUGAAAAAGAGAUUGAACAGAUGCUCGUCAAUGAUCAGUUGAUUCCUUUUAUUGAUGCAGUUCUCAAAGACCCUGUAUUAGAACAUGAGCAGUUAUUUAACCAUUUAGCAGAAACUUUAAGUUCCUGGGAAACCAAAGCAGACACGGAAAAAGAUGAUAAAAUGGCUUAUAACUUGGAGAACGUACUGCUAAAUUUCUGGGAAAGACUGUCAGAUAUCUGUGUCAAGAAAAUCAAUGAGCCAGAAGCUGAUGUUCAGUCCAUUUUGGGUGUGUCUCACCUUUUACAGAUCCUUCAGAAGCCAAAGAGCUCAUUGAAGUCAAACAAAAAAAGAAUUGGUAAGGUUAGAUUUGCUGAUGAGAUACCUGAAAGUAACAAGGAGAAUGAAAAAUAUGUAUCUUCAGAAGGAGAGAACAGUGAAGGUUCUGAAUCGACUGAACUUUUUCUUACUCAUAAUUCUUCAGACCUUUUGUCUCCUCUAAGGAAAAAACCUUUAGAAGACUUAGUCUGUAAACUUGCUGAGAUGAGUAUUAAUUAUGUCAAUGAACAAAAGUCAGAGCAACAUCUUAGGUUUCUUUCUACACUGCUCAACUCCUUCUCUUCAAGUCAGGUAUUUAAAAUGCUCCUUGGUGAUGAAAAACAGAGUAUUGUCAAAGCCAAACCUCUCGAAAUAGCCAAACUUGUACAAAAAAAUUCUGCGGUGCGGUUUUUAUACCAGAAACUAAUAGGUUGGCUAAAUGAAGAUCAAAGGAAGGAUGCUAGUGACCUGGUGGACAUUUUGUACAGUGCCCUCCGUUGCUGUGACAGUGAUAUGGAAAGAAAAGAUGUCUUGGAUGAUCUGACUGAGGUGGACCUGACGUGGAAUUCUCUUCUUCAGAUUAUUGAAAAGGCAUGUAUCAGUUCAGAUAAACUUGCUUUAGUAAUUCCUUGGCUAAGAGGUGAUAUCCUUGGAGACAAACUGGUAAACUUGGCAGAUUGUCUUUGUAAUAAGGACUUCAAAUCCACAGUAACUUCAGAAUCUUACUUCUCAGAAAGAUGGACUCUUCUAAGCUUGGUAUUAUCCCAACAUGUUAAAAACGAUUACUUGAUUGGAGAAGUAUAUGUUGAAAGAAUCAUUAUUAAACUUCAUGAAAGUUUAUCUAAAACAAAGAAAUUGUCAGAAGCUGAAAAUAGUGAUUCAUCAGUGUCUGAUAUAUGUGAUGUGGCCUAUAACUAUUUCAGCUCAGCGAAAGGAUGCUUGUUAAUGCCAUCAUCUGAAGAUUUAUUAUUAACUCUCUUUCAGUUAUGUGCUGAGAGUAAAGAAAAAACACAUUUGCCAGAUUUUCUUAUCUGUAAGCUGAAAAAUACUUUGCUGUCUGGUGUAAAUGUAUUGGUUCAUCGAACUGGCAGUACAUACAAACAGAGUACCUUCCUACGUCUGUCUGCUCUGUGGCUGAAGAACCAAGUUCAGUCUUCAUCUUUGGAUAUCAAAAGUCUUCAGGUCCUCUUGUCUGCUGUUGAAGAUUUGCUAAAUAAGUUUCUGGAGAGUGAAGAUACUUAUCUUCUGGGAGUUUAUAUUGGAAGUGUAAUGCCAAACAACUGUGAAUGGGAAAAGAUGAGACAGUCUCUCCCUAUGCAGUGGUUACAUAGACCUCUUUUAGAGGGAAGAUUGAGUUUGAAUUAUGAAUGUUUCAAAACAGAUUUUAAGGAGCAAGAUACAAAGACACUUCCCAGCCAUUUGUGUACUUCAGCAUUAUUGAGCAAAAUGGUUUUAGUUGCACUGAAAAAGGAAAUAGUCUUCGAAAAUAAUGAGCUUCAGGAAAUAAUUGCAGAACUGCUGUAUUCACUGCAGUGGUGUGAAGAAUUAGACAAUCCACCUAUUUUUCUAACUGGAUUUUGUGAAAUGCUUCAAAAAAUGAAUAUUACGUAUGAUAACUUACGUGUUCUUGGUAAUACUUCUGGCUUUUUGCAGCUGUUAUUUAACAGAUCCAGGGAAAAUGGCACACUUUGGUCUCUUAUUAUUGCUAAGUUGAUCCUUUCCCGAAGCAUUUCGUCUGAUGAAGUAAAACCACAUUAUAAGAGAAAAGAAGGUUUUUUUCCACUAACAGAAGGUAAUUUGCAUACUAUUCAAAGUUUGUGUCCGUUUUUGUCAAAAGAAGAAAAGAAAGAAUUUAGCGCUCAAUGUAUACCUGCUCUUUUGGGCUGGACUAAGAAAGAUCUUUGCAGUACUGAUGGGGGGUUUGGACAUCUUGCCAUUUUCAAUUCUUGUCUGCAAACAAGAAGUGUAGAUGAUGAAGAGCUAUUGCAUGGUAUAUUAAAAAUUAUAAUAUCCUGGAAGAAAGAGCAUGAAGACAUUUUUCUUUUCAGUUGUAAUCUAUCAGAAGCAAGGCCAGAGGAACUGGGUGUAAAUAUAGAAAUAAUUCGUUUCCUUUCCCUAUUUCUGAAAUAUUGUUCAUCUCCUUUGGCAGAGAGUGAAUGGGACUUCAUCAUGUGUUCCAUGUUGGCUUGGUUGGAGACAACAAGUGAGAAUCAGGCAUUGUAUUCUGUUCCACUUGUACAGCUGUUUGCCUGUGUCAGCUGUGAUUUGGCCUGUGAUCUCAGUGCUUUUUUUGAUUCCCCAACUCCGGACAUCAUUGGCAAUCUUCCUGUAAAUCUAAUCAGUGAAUGGAAAGGAUUUUUUUCCCAAGGCAUCCACAGUUUGCUUUUACCUAUUUUGGUGACUAUUACAGGAGAAAACAAAGAUAUAUCUGAAACAUCCUUUCAGAAUGCCAUGCUGAAGCCCAUGUGCGAAACAUUAACAUAUAUCUCAAAGGAUCAACUAUUGAGUCACAAACUUCCUGCAAGAUUGGUUGCUGGCCAAAAAACAAACUUGCCAGAAUAUCUCCAGACCUUAUUAAAUACAUUGGCCCCGUUACUUCUCUUCAGAGCUAGGCCUGUGCAAAUUGCUGUUUAUCAUAUGCUAUACAAAUUGAUGCCUGAAUUACCACAAUAUGACCAGGAUAAUCUAAAGUCAUAUGGAGAUGAAGAAGAAGAACCAGCCUUGUCGCCACCGGCAGUGCUGAUGUCUCUUCUUAGCAUUCAAGAGGACUUACUAGAAAAUGUUUUGGGGUGUAUUCCUGUUGGACAGAUAGUUACUAUUAAGCCACUGAGUGAAGACUUCUGUUAUGUUCUGGGAUAUCUCCUCACUUGGAAAUUAAUACUUACUUUCUUCAAAGCUGCUUCAUCCCAGCUUCGGGCUCUGUAUUCUAUGUACCUUCGGAAAACGAAGAGGUUAAAUAAAUUGCUCUAUCACCUGUUCAGGCUUAUGCCAGAAAACCCAACCUAUGCAGAGACAGCUACUGAGGUCUCAAAUAAGGACCCUAAAACAUUCUUUACUGAGGAGCUCCAGCUGACUAUUAGAGAAACAGCAGUUCUUCCAUACCAUAUUCCACAUUUGGCUUGUUCAGUCUAUCAUAUGACGUUAAAAGACUUGCCUGCCAUGGUUAGGCUGUGGUGGAAUAGCAGUGAAAAGCGUGUUUUCAAUAUUGUAGAUAGAUUUACAAGCAAGUAUGUCAGCAGUGUUCUUUCUUUUCAAGAAAUAUCUUCUGUGCAAACAAGUACACAACUAUUUAAUGGCAUGACGGUUAAAGCUCGAGCUGCUACUCGAGAAGUAAUGGCUACUUAUACUAUUGAGGACAUAGUCAUUGAGCUUAUAAUACAACUGCCUUCAAAUUAUCCACUGGGUUCAAUAACAGUGGAAAGUGGGAAGAGAGUUGGAGUGGCUGUUCAGCAGUGGCGGAACUGGAUGCUGCAGUUAAGCACCUACCUCACCCAUCAAAAUGGAAGUAUAAUGGAAGGUUUAGCAUUAUGGAAAAAUAAUGUAGACAAACGUUUUGAAGGUGUUGAAGAUUGUAUGAUCUGUUUCUCAGUCAUUCAUGGUUUCAACUAUUCUCUUCCCAAAAAAGCCUGUAGAACAUGUAAGAAAAAGUUCCAUUCAGCCUGCUUGUACAAAUGGUUUACAUCUAGCAACAAAUCCACUUGUCCACUCUGUCGUGAGACUUUUUUCUGAGAUUUUUUUUAUUGGCAGUAAUCCCUGAAGUAAAUCAAUCAAAGACAUUGGAUUUGGAUCCAUCUUAAAAUGUCGAUGUGAAGAAGCCAGUGAGAAUUGCUUUUAAAUAGAACCUUCUCUGGAAAAUUAUUUUGGUUAAUGAAAUGAUCCUAAAAUAAGGUUUACUUAUCUUUAGAUUACUUUGUAAAUGUUUGGAAACCUUUUCUUUUACAAAAGAGUAUUACAUAUUUGAGAGAAAAUAUUUAUAUUAAUGGUUUAAUCUCUUUGUAUAUUUAAAAAUAAAUAUGAAAAAAACCCUAAAUUAAAGGAUUGGAAUUUGUGAAAAAUUGUACAACUAUAUUAUACUGAUAAACCUAUUCAGUUUGUUGAUCUGUGUUCUAGAACAGUCCAAGUGAGGCAAAAUGAAUUGAGAAAGCUGAUUUAUAUCUACAGAUAUUUUAAGACUUAUUUAUUAGUAAUGACAAAAAAUUAGUAGUAUUCUGAUAUUUGUAGAUUAUUUUAAUGAUAGAAAUGAUACCAAACUAUUAAUAUGGCUUAUCUUAAGCUACUUGAGGCAUGUCCUGAAAUCCUGUAUAUAAAAGAGUGUAAACUGAACUAUAAGGUGCCUCCAUUUAUCAAGGGUUAUGAAAUUCAGAAAAUUAAAUUUAUGACACUGACCUCUAGCUUGUGGAAGAAUUAUUUUCAUGUAUUAGUGAAAUUUGAAUUGUAAACAUGUCACUGAAUUUAUUACUCAGUUUGAGCGAGUCUCCAGAGGGUGAGAAUUUGAGAGAAAUGGUAAUUUGAUUAUUUCAUUCAUGAAGCAGAGCGGUAGUUAUCCGUCUAUUGAGAGGGAAGAAGUAAAUGAGUAUUACUGAAACUUAAAGAUUGAUGGAAAAACAAAAUAUUUUAAAAAUGUUGUAGAAGGUUUUCAAUUUUGUAAGCAAAUUUUGAUAUUCUUACCAGCCAAAGUUCUACAAAUAAAAUUUGAUGGAGCUAAUUUUUUUCCAGCCUUCAGAAGAAAUGAAAGUUAAGAAUUUUAGUACUAAGUAAAAUUUAGUAUAACAGGCUGAUAUGGAGUAGGUAAAAACUUGCCUUUUGCCACAACACCAUUACCCUUAAAAAUUGUGCCCAAAAUAUGAAAGUUUGGAACUUGGAGUAAUUUUAUUGCAGUCUUCCAUUACAUGGGAAAUAGCAUAUCUAAAUAGCUACAUUGAAAGAUCAGCUAAUCAUUUGUGUUGCAAAUGUUUGAUUGGCAAAAAGCAACUCAUGUGAAAUAAAAUUACUGCUUACUAUCAACUGGGUAAAAUGACUGUUAUUGAAACAGUAUGACUGGUCAGAGGAUUAUAUUUGACAUUGAAGUAUUAUGUGUGAGUUAUAGAUCUCUUGAGUUGUAUUUGUAGAUGUAGUGCUGUCCCACUUUUGUUUGUCUCCUAAAUUUUUCUGUAUAGUAUUUAUCUUCUAGCCUUGAGGCUCAAUGAGUCAGUAAGUGAAGUACAGAUAGCAAAGUUCUACUACCUCUUCUUAACCCCUUUCUUAAAAUACUCUCUAUCUGUGUCUCUCUCUGACAUACUAAUCUCAAAAGGUUGUGUUAUUCCCCUAUGAAAGUUACACAUUUCUUUUAAAAAUGGCUUUAUAGUAAGACUUUAUUUAUAACCUUCCCAGUAUUGGUACUUCUUGGUUCUAACCCAAACCUCAAGUAGAAAAGAAAAGGGAAUAAUGGAAUGGUGUUUUCCACAUUAGGGUGUCAGGUUCUUAGUGAAACACUAUAAUUAAGUAAUUACAGUUAAAUAACUACUUUUCGUACUUAGGACUCUUAAUACAUUUAUUUAAGAUUGUAAGUAUAAUUGUAAAGCUUGUUACUGUUUAUAUGCUAAAGAAAAAGCUUUCCAAAAUAAGACUGAUAUUCAGAAUACCAUGUUAAGGUUUUAUUUAUAUAGCUUUGACAACUCUAACAAAAAGGAUAGCAGCCUUAAAAUUUUAGCAUAGGGACAUUUUAAAAUUGCAUGAGAUUCAAACCCCAUUAGCAAAAUUAUUGAUUUAAAACCCCAAAGUAGCGUGCCUGUAGUCCCACCUACUCGGGAGGGUGAGGCUGGAGGAUCGCUUGAGCCCAGGAAUUCUGGGCUGUAGUGCGCUAUGCCGAUCAGGUGUCCGCACUAAGUUCGGCAUCAAUAUGGUGACCUCCCAGGAGCGGGGGACCACCAGGUUGCCUAAGGAGGAGUGAACCGGCCCAGGGUGGAAACGGAGCAGGUCAAAACUCCCAUGCUGAUUAGUAGUGGGAUCGCGCCUGUGAAUAGCCACUGCACUCCAGCCUGGGCAACAUAGCGAGACCCUGUCUCUUAAAAAAAAAAAAACAAAAAAAAAAAAACCAAAGUAAAUUGCCAAUUUUAAAAUUUAUUUUUGACCCUGUUAUUUAUUAUAUGCUCUAAUGUAUGUACAUAAGUUUCUCUGGCUUAAAUAAUUACUAUGUUAUUACCUGAUACGUUUUUGUGGUG
Cynocephalus volans (Philippine flying lemur) is the source of this 7835-nucleotide messenger RNA. RefSeq names its product listerin E3 ubiquitin protein ligase 1 (gene LTN1). Gene Ontology annotation, cellular component: RQC complex; cytosol. The record is from RefSeq and is a predicted model, not a curated record. The transcript has 30 exons. NCBI's taxonomy places the organism in Eukaryota, Metazoa, Chordata, Mammalia, Dermoptera, Cynocephalidae. Gene Ontology annotation, biological process: ribosome-associated ubiquitin-dependent protein catabolic process; rescue of stalled cytosolic ribosome. Bases 67 to 5364 code for a protein of 1765 amino acids. Gene Ontology annotation, molecular function: ribosomal large subunit binding; ubiquitin protein ligase activity; zinc ion binding.